This is a messenger RNA of Armigeres subalbatus, 3719 nucleotides long. RefSeq lists its product as uncharacterized. Gene Ontology annotation, molecular function: nucleic acid binding; zinc ion binding. The transcript is spliced from 3 exons. The record is from RefSeq and is a predicted model, not a curated record. NCBI's taxonomy places the organism in Eukaryota, Metazoa, Arthropoda, Insecta, Diptera, Culicidae. The coding region runs from base 736 to 1797 and encodes 353 amino acids.
GUCGAAUAAACAGCUCGGCGUUUGUCGGCCUCUUUCGUUAUCCAGACAUCAAACGUGUUGGACGUAAUUUGAAGACCAGCUCCGAAAUACCAAGUGAUUCAACUCCGGUACUUAUAGUUUUCCUUCUUGAUAGUUUUCUUGUCCGCUUCGGUUUCGUUUCCUUUCAAAGCCUUUCACGGUCAUAUCAUUUGGCGACGAGGAAAAAAUUAGCAAAAGAAUUCGCGUGUGAAAAGUGAGUUUUGCCGGUGUGAAAUUCCCGGAUAACAUUUGCCUCGGGCGGAGGCGCGAUUCUUUGCCAUACGAACAAGCAAAAAGAAAAGGAAAAUUUGCCUCGGGUGGAGGCGCCAUUCUGUACGGCAACAGUAACUAAAGGUCGGUGCUGAACGGGAUCGUUUCCCCGACGGCGACUGUCCGGCGAAUCGGCAUCGGUUUAGAAGCCCGUUUUUGGCAGCUGUUUGACCGUUCCGUAUCCGUUGCGCUGACGGUUUUAGCAAUCCGAUCGCGGUAGGCGAUUACGUUCCUAUUCGAGAGCAGCUGAAUAAUUCGUUCCGUGUGGAACUGCUCCGUGUGGCGGUGGACUGUUGCUGACUGGCCGUUACGAUUGCGACAACGAUAUCGGCGACGAGCAGCCGGAGGACCAGACGAUUUUUCCUUCCUCUUUUUGGAGUGUGUAUCCGUCGAAGGGUCUGGUAGCGUUGCCACGCUUCGGUAACAAGUUCAUUCAUAAUCGAAACGAUGUCUUACGUAGCUCCGAAUAUUGAUCCGUACCGCAAAGGACAAUCAUUUGCUUCCUGGUUUACGCGCCUAGGAUACCAUUUUCGCGUUAACAAAGUAGCGGAAGCAGACAGGAAGGAUCAAAUGUUUCUCUUAGGAGGCGAUUUUCUUUUCGAAGUAGCUCAGAGCUUAUACCUAAAUGAACAGUUGCUGGAUGCAGCACCCUUUGACGAAUUGAUCGCGAAGUUGAAGCAAAAGCUGGACAAAACGGAUUCUGCUUUGAUCCAGCGUUUAAAAUUCGGGGCCCGGAUACAGCAACCUGGUGAAACAGCUAGUGACUUCCUGUUCUCGCUAAAACUCCAGGCGGAGUAUUGCAAUUUCAAAGACGACAAGCAGGACCGCAUACUGGAUCGAAUUUUGAUAGGCUUGUCGGAUGACAAUUUAAGGCAGAAGCUAUUGUCAGAGGAUAGUGAGAAGUUGAAUCUGACUCAGGUCGAGAGGAUUGUGACAACAUGGGAAAUGGCUACUUCCAAUGCGAGGGUUUUGACACAGGACAGUUCUACAGGACAAAUUGCCUCUAUAGUUGGAGGGCGAGGAGCACUCUUGCAGCGUAUUAAGGAUCUAGCUCAGGGUCGUGGACCAGUCAAGAGUCGACUAGGGUUCAAUCCUCCGUCCGUUUCUCCUGCAAGAGGUAUUCAGCGCAGCGCCACAUCCCACAGGUACGAUGAUCGUAGAAACCAUUCUUCGCAAUCCAGGCAGUCUAGACAGGGGCGGUUCCAGGAGCAACGGAACAGAUACCAGGACGCAGAUAUUCGACCGGCGGAGUCCAAAAAUGAUAAACGGAUUGUCAUAGAUCAAAGAGUGUGCCACUAUUGUGGAGUGCGUGGACACGUCAAAAGGAAAUGUUUCAAACUGAAACAAUAUAAGAGAGACCCGGUCAAUAAUGUCAACAUGGAGGAGCCUGGUACAAGCACGGAUAACAAAUUGUCCAGUAUGAUGAAUCGUAUGUCAUGGGAUGACAAAGUGAUGAUUCAGAUAAAGGUGAAAUACAGUGCAUGCAUGUUUUGUCCAUUAAUAAUAUAAGUCAUCCAUGUUUACUAGAACUAACUAUUCAAGGUAGCACUGUGCAGAUGGAGAUUGAUAGUGGCUCCACUGUUUCCGUGAUUGGGAAGAAGCUAUUUUUGGCUAAAUUCGACAUUCCCCUUGAAAAAAGUUUCAAAAAUUUAAUUGUGGUAAACGGUUCCAGAUUAAAAAUUGCUGGUGAAGUUAUUGUUUCGGUUGAUUUUAGGAAUAAAAGGGUAAAAUUGAAACUUUUGGUUUUAGACUGUGAACAUGAUUUUAUUCCUUUAUUCGGGAGAACCUGGUUGGACGUUUUCUUUCCCAACUGGCGAAAUUAUUUUGGUAAACAAGUUACGAUAAACAAAUUAAUUGAAAACAAAAGCAACGACGUGAUGAAUUAUGUUAGAACUAAAUUUUCUGAUGUUUUCGUAAAGUAUUUUUCGACUCCAAUUAAAGGUUAUGAAGCCGAAUUGGUUUUAAAAAUUGACACACCUAUUUAUAGGAAAGCAUUUGACGUUCCCAAUGCAAUAAGGGAUAAUAGUGCUGAUAAUUGUUUGCGAUUCCCAUUGGAGCAGUCAGUUGCUGAUUCGGAAAAGAUUGUUAGUGCUUGUGAUGCUUCUGCUGUUAUGGCAGAGCAACCAAAACAGUUGAUUAAUACGAAAUGGAUUCCUUCCACAAAACUUUUUGGUGAAAUACACCAAGGAUUUUUCUACUACAAACAUCACGUUCAUUUAUUGAACGUUGAUGGCUUUCCAAAUUGGAUGGAAGUUGAAUGGAUGAAAAAUAGAACGGAAUGUAAAAAAUUGAUAAAACUACUGUUAGCAUAUUUGGCUAAAUUUGGGUUUCCAGACAGAAUGUCAGGUAACAGUCCGUUAUUCAGUCCUCAUGACUUUAAUAACUUUUUUGAGAGGCAAGGAAUAUGGGUUUUGGACAGUUCGCCGUAUAAUCUUGCUAUUAAUGGCAAGGUGGAGAGAAUAGUUCGUAAAGAUGUAAUGAGAAAGUUUCUAUUUGACUCAAAAUACGUAAAACUCGAGGACCUAAUUGGACUAUUUUUAAUAAAUUUUAAAAACUAUAUGACGAUGGAAGGAUUAAUUUCUUCUCGGAAAGUUUCAGUAUAUACUUUAAAACUGUUAAUCAACAUGAUUAAUGUAAAGGAAUACAAAAACAAUAGUUAUGUACCAUUAAGUAACUGUGACAAUCGUAUCGAAGAAAUAACCAAUAGAUCUAGUACCGAUAGUGGUAAAAUGCCUAGUAAAGAUCUUUUGGAUAGUCUGAUGGUAGGUGACGCAUUAUGGUACAAGAACAGCAAUCCUCACCAUCAGGCUAAAUGGUUGAAAGCGUAUUUUCUAAAACGAGUUUGUAAAAAUAUCCUACAGAUUACAAUUGGAAACGGACUUACGACCACGGCGCACCGAAGUCAAGUUAAGAUCAUCGACGAUGCGGGCGGCCGGAUGCGACGAAGGAUGGUGGUGCAUGUCGAUCGAACUGUCGAUAACCCUGGUCCAUCACCACCACCUCUGCAAGAAACCAUCCACGGAGAAGAGCCGGGCGAGGAGCCUUUCCGGGGUUUUCCGGAGUGCGAGUUGCGCGGUAUCGAAUCUCAAGUGGUUAAGCCGAAUCGAAAACGGAAGUCCGAUGCAAAUUUGGCGCUCGAUGGCCUGCCGAGGCGUUCGAAGAGAACGCGAAGAAGUAAUUGCAAAAGUGAAUUUCAAUAUUUUUGAAUCAAAUUGGAUUUGUUCUUAAUUGUUAAUAUUUUGUAAACUAUAACUUAAAGUGUGAAAUAUGAUCGAAUAACUCCCAAAAGGGGGAGGAUUAAUAUGUAUCCCAAUUUGGGUAUUUCAUUAUUAAACGUGUAUGUGCUAUAAAGUUAUAGCACUCGAUAUGUCAAAUAUCGUCGAAUAAACAGCUCGGCGUUUGUCGGCCUCUUUCGUUAUCCAGACAUCAAA